This is a messenger RNA of Myotis daubentonii (Daubenton's bat), 2564 nucleotides long. It is a transcript of the gene NRARP, whose product is annotated as NOTCH regulated ankyrin repeat protein. Lineage: Eukaryota; Metazoa; Chordata; Mammalia; Chiroptera; Vespertilionidae. Gene Ontology annotation, cellular component: cytoplasm. Gene Ontology annotation, molecular function: enzyme inhibitor activity; phosphatase regulator activity; protein binding. The record is from RefSeq and is a predicted model, not a curated record.
UCCACGCAGCGCCGCCCAAUCGGCGGGCGGCCGGCGGGCGCGUCACGGAUGCCCAUUGUUAUGCAAAUAUAAAGGCGCUAAAAGGCGCCCCGGCGCGGCGGGCGGGCGAGCGAGUGCAGCGGCGCGUGGGGAGGCGCGCGGGGUCCGCGCGGGAACUGCAGCCGGAGCGAGCAGGGACCCGAGAGCGCGGCGCCGCCGCCCCGGCUCGGCCGGCCCCCGAGAGCGCCGCGCCAGCCUCCGUCGCCCGCUCGCCCGGGCGCGGCUGGAUGCGGCGGGGCCCUGCGGCGGCGCCCCCCGGCCCCCAGCGCCCGGAGCGCCCAGGGGCGGCGUGCGGGGCCCGGGGGCGCCGCGCCCUCCAUGCGCCCAGGCGGGCCCCGAGACAGCCGGGGGCCCGCGCCGCCGCCGCCCGCGCUGAGCCCGGCCCGCCCCGCCGCGCGCGCCCGGCGGCAGCAUGAGCCAGGCCGAGCUGUCCACCUGCGCGGCGGCGCCCACGCAGCGCGUCUUCCAGGAGGCCGUGCGCCGGGGCAACACGCAGGAGCUGCAGUCGCUGCUGCAGAACAUGAGCGGCUGCGAGUUCAACGUGAACUCGUUCGGGCCCGAGGGCCAGACGGCGCUGCACCAGUCGGUCAUCGACGGGAACCUGGAGCUGGUGAAGCUGCUGGUUAAGUUCGGCGCCGACAUCCGCCUGGCCAACCGCGACGGCUGGAGCGCGCUGCACAUGGCGGCGUUCGGCGGCCACCAGGACAUCGUGCUCUAUCUCAUCACCAAGGCCAAGUACGCGGGCGGCGGCCGGUGACGCCCGCCCCGAGCCGGCCGCGGGCCCCACGCGUGUCGCCUCUGCUGGACCUUCCCGCCAACUACCUCGGUGUGCGCCGCGGCCACGACGAGUCCGGCGCGCGCGCGUCUGUGCCCACGGGACCCGCGCGGCGCCCGUUCCCCGGGGCCGGCGCCCCCCCUGGCGGCCCGCGCCGGGCAGGAGCGCUUCCCACAGCCCCGCCCGCGGCCUCGCGGGUGGGGGCGGGGCGCGGGCUCUCGCCCCUUUGAAAUUUGAGUCCGGCGACCAGCAAGUUCGGAAUCCCGCGACACCGGAUCCUCCGCUGGAAAUGCCGCCCCGGAGGAGGAGGCGGGUGGCGGGGACGCCGGGCUCGGGGCGCCCCGCCCGCAGCACCGCGGCCGACGCGCCCCGGAGGAGAGCCGCGCGGUGGCCGGGGUUCGGAACUAUUUAUCGUGUGUGUUUGUAUUUGUGGGUGAGGUUCGUGCGCUUGAUUCCUUUCUGUUUGGGAAACACUGCGCGUGGUUACGGGGGAAGAUGCAUUUUUUUCCUGGUCUCACAGCUGAAAACUUGAGUCUGUCCUUUCGGGGUUGCACUGAGCACCGCCCGCCGGCCUGCCUUGCUGCUUCCUCUCGCCUGGCUCUCUCCCCGCUCCUUCCCUCCCCCUCCUGGCCCCUCCCCCUUCUACCCCUGCCCCUCCGCCCCCUCUCCCCCUCCUUCCCCCUCCCCUCCCCCCCUCUCCCCUCUCUUGCCCCCCGCCCCCUCCCCCUUCUCACACACACGGCUCCGUGUGAGUUUGGGAAGCCCUAGGCCGCCCCCCAAACCUGGUUCUCUGCUGAGUCCGCGGGAGGACCCUGGGCGCCGGGCGGGCGGUGAUGGGGGGGUGGGGCAUCCCUGGUCUCGAGCCCUGUGAGAGUGAACAGUCGGUUGCACACUUUUUAAAAAAAGUAAAUGGAUUUGCCACGAUUAUAUGUCAUAACAUUUAUGACAAUAUAAACUAUUAACAUAUUGUAAGCCAAGUGCUAGGUGUAUUUUGUGAAUCUUGGUUAUAACCCCAUUUUAAAGGGCGUUGUGUAGGCAACAGUGUACCCAUAUUUAUAUUUUUAUAAAAUGCCUAUAAGACUGUGAAUCGCUUGUGCUAAUGGCCGAGUUGAAGGACUCUUUGCCCUUCCUCGGCCUCCCGGGGUUUCAGGAACCCGAUUCGAACCCCAAAAUCCUGCCGUGGGGGAGGGGCCGGGACGGCCGCGGGGGGGGAGGGGCGGGGGCGGUGCUUCCGCGUCGCUCUCUGUCGGGGAGGCCUCCCCGGCCCCCCUCGGUCCAGUUUCCUAUGCAGCCCCACACCCCUGGCUGUUUUGAUCCCGAGAAAUAAAAGGGGACUGAAUUAUUCACAUUUAAAUGAGGCUCCCUGGGUGGAAGUGCUGCUGACCCUCCCUGCGAAAAUGGGGGGCACUUGAGGACACAGGUGGGGGGGCCCUGCCGGUCGGCCUCACCAUCCUGGCUGCGGCCGAGCCCCGUCAGAACAUGCUGAUGACGGGCCGCAGGCGCGGGGCGGAGGCACAGAUUGCUCCACAAGGAGUUUUUCUGUAUAUUUUUUUCUAGAUGCAAAUAACGUUUUAAUUAUGUUAAUUAAUGCCAAGACUGUCUAGGCUUAUGGAAGCUGUGUGUGGGCCCGGUCUGAUCUUCUAACUGGAUGAAGUCUGCAGCCCAUCCCCGCGUGUACGAUACCCUGUAGCCCAGCGUGGGAGAUUUGUCAAUAAAUUUUUCAUUGAUCUUUUUAUAUUAAAAAGCAAAA